AGCAUCAACACCUCAGAUCAUUCCCAUAAGUCUGACAUCGCUCUUGACAUUUGUUGCGAGGCACGCUUUCAAUCCGAGCAUCGACGCUAUCUAGAAAUCGUGGCUUCCCCACCCCGAUCUGUGAAGGAGGUGCAGGCUAAUCUAGCGAUCACCCAUUGACUUCUUUGUUACUAUGUUGCUUACAUAUUGUUGUAGAGAAUCUGAACAUCCGUCUGAUAUGGACAAGAGAAUGCAUUACACUGCUUACGAACUCGACGCUGCUGGAGUUGUUAUCGAAACGCAACACCUUGUCAAGAAGAAAUGAGGGAGGUUGCAGACAGACCAUCGUCACUCUGUACUUUCGAUGUCUCUGUGGCUUUCCUUCUACUUGCUGCAAAUAUUCCGAUGUACACAUUUGUUGUCAUGUGCUACAUCAAGGCGCCCGCACUUUACAGCCUUGACUUUGGAGGAAGUGUUCGUCUCAUACAUGUGAGGUAGGCAUGUGCCGGUUGUGGUCUAUUUCAUUGUUGUCGGAUUUAUCUCGAAUGUCAUCACAUGCAUCGCAUCCAAUUCUCGCUUGAUUGAACGUGCUACACAACGAAAGCUCAUCGCCUCCGCAUAGAUAUGUUUCUAUGACUCCACUUUUUAUUUGUCCUCUAAUUCCAAAACGUCAGCAACUUCAAUUAAUAUCACACUUGUCGUACAUCUUGAUAGAAAAUCACAAUUACAUUUCUUAAUAUACAGUAUACAAGAAUGCGCAAUAAACCCC
Mytilinidion resinicola is the source of this 748-nucleotide messenger RNA. RefSeq lists its product as uncharacterized. The transcript has a single exon. Lineage: Eukaryota; Fungi; Ascomycota; Dothideomycetes; Mytilinidiales; Mytilinidiaceae. The record is from RefSeq and is a predicted model, not a curated record. The annotation marks the transcript as partial.